GCGGCUACGCCUCGAGGCACAAUAACAAAAACACAGUGAACUGUCUACGUCUAUUAUUAACUCCGCUCCGAGACUCAGCUCAAUAGUAGGUUACUAAGUAAGAGAAAAGAUGUUCUCCAUUGUUUUGCUGAGCCUAGUGGCCACCAUAGUGACUGGAGUGCCUGUAGAGGAGCUCAAGUCAGCAGACUAUGAUCAUUAUGUCUUCACUCAAGUCUACCCAGCAGGCUCUUGCUACAGCUACUUCCUGCAGGGGAAGGGAUACGAAUGCAACUUCCCUAGCAAUGCGUCCACCUGGACCAUCCAUGGACUAUGGCCAACAGAAGGGGACACUAGAGGCCCCAAUUUCUGUGACACUGAAGCUACAUUUAAUCCCAAUACAAUCAUGCCUCUUGUCCCUCAACUGGUGUCCAAGUGGACCAACAUCCUCAACCACACUGGCUUCUUUGACUUCUGGAAGCAUGAGUACUUAAAGCACGGCACAUGCUCUGGAUUGUCUGAGUACAAUUUCUUCAGUAAAGUGUUGGAUAUUUAUAAUCAAUUGGCCCCGCUUGGAAAUGUGUUCCAGAAUGCUGGUGUAGUCCCUGACAACAAGAGAGGAUAUUCUGUGGACAAGUUGGGAACUGCUCUCAGUGCUCAGUUUGGAGUGUCUCCAGUGUUGCAAUGUACUACCAGUAAGGGUGGUGUUCAGAUCCUAGACCAGAUUGAGCUGUGUCUGAGCAUGGACUGGAAGCCCAUGGUGUGUCCUGACUCCACUGACAGUUGCAGUGGUGAUGAUGUCCUCUACCCCCAGUACUCACCAAGUGGAUACUAAUCAACUCAAUCAACUUGGUUACUAAAACCCUCGGCAUUGUAUAUUAUAUGAGCUACUAGUUUUGUAUUUAUUCACUUCACUUUCAUUGUUUAUGAAAACCACUUGUAUAAAAGUUGCAUAAACUGAAA
Messenger RNA from Halichondria panicea, 939 nucleotides. Its product is annotated as ribonuclease Oy-like. The transcript has 7 exons. Gene Ontology annotation, cellular component: extracellular region. The coding region runs from base 110 to 811 and encodes 233 amino acids. Lineage: Eukaryota; Metazoa; Porifera; Demospongiae; Suberitida; Halichondriidae. Gene Ontology annotation, molecular function: RNA binding; ribonuclease T2 activity. The record is from RefSeq and is a predicted model, not a curated record. Gene Ontology annotation, biological process: RNA catabolic process.